This is a messenger RNA of Salmo salar (Atlantic salmon), 2714 nucleotides long. NCBI's taxonomy places the organism in Eukaryota, Metazoa, Chordata, Actinopteri, Salmoniformes, Salmonidae. The record is from RefSeq and is a predicted model, not a curated record.
CACCAACCGAAGGCGGUCAGAUAUUCUACCGGAAAUGCACAUUGUUUUUCGUCGUUCGAAAGACAUGCAUAAUUAAAGGGUGAAUGGAGGCAACACAGCUGAUCGAUGACUCAAUAUUGGAGGAGUCAGAGGAGGAGGAUGGAGAAAUGCGAAAAGAGACGCGAGGAGAGCCACUGGCCAAACUCAGGGUGUUAAAAAAUGAACACAUCUCAGAGACUGAGUUGCCUCUCUACCAGGGAGAGAAUGUGUUGGGUCGAAACCCAAACUCCUGCUCCCUGCCCCUCGAGGCCCGCUCCGUAUCCAAGCAACACACCGUCAUCUCCAUCUCAAUGUUUCACGGCAACCGUUGUCGUGGCAACGUUGCCACCAUGGAGACAGAGGCUUUAGUGUGGGACCUGGGGAGCAUGAAUGGGACAAGGAAGGGCCGGACCAAACUGACCCCUCACGUCCGCUACGCUCUGACCGAGGGAGAGUGUGUAGUAAUAGCUGACAUACCCUGCAAGUAUGUCUCUGUGGACCAGAGGGGGGGACAGGGGCACAUGCAGAACCUGACCAACGCACACUCUGGAAGGGGAAGGAGGACAGGGCCAGACAGGAAGGCCCAGUUCAGAGGAAGCCCUAGUGGCCAAGGUCUGGGACGAGAGACUAGCACACCGAAGACUGAGAGACCGACUGAGGGUAGAGGAGUCAAUGGAGAGAUGGGGGCACCAUCGUCGACUGAACUGGGUGGAAAGGGUAAAACUCCGGCCAAACCCCUGUCGUUUGAACAAACCCCCACACAGCCUGAGAGGACACUGGUGCCUGAAUCUGAGUCUGACUCCGACAGAGAUCGAGCGGGACGGCGAGACAAACGGGGAAAGUACUUUGUCUCUGAUUCUGACUCCCACAUGUCCAGUCCCACCUGUUCUACAUUCCUCAGUCCUACAAACAAAGUCAUUCCAGAGAGUGAGGACGAGAGCCCCAUCACUCCCUCCUCUGCAAAAAACAGACCCAAGAAAAUAGUGAGCUUCAGUGAGGAGGAGCGCGACAUGGAUGGACCGAGACAGCAGCCCAGGAGAAGAAGAGCCCAAGUGAUAGUGGACGACAGCGAAGAAGAGGAGGAGGCGAAGGAAGGCACAAAGGCACUAGGAGAGAAGGAAACUGGGAAAAGGACAAGAGGAAAGGAGGAUGUGUCAGUGGUGAACCAGGUGCCCCAGACCCCUACAGGUAAGAGCAGAGGUAAGCGUAGGGCCCCUGUGGAAUCAUCACCAUUUGCCAAGACCCCUCGCUCCUCCUCUGUCUCUCCCCUGUCCUCUCUCUCCUCCCCUGGGACACUGGGCCGAGCUAGGGCUGCAACGCAGUCCUACAAGGUGUUGUUUACAGGAGUGGUGGAUGAGGGGGGGGGGAAGGUGGUGUCUCGUCUGGGGGGCAGCCUGGCGAAGGGCGUGGCCGACAUGACCCACCUGGUGACUGACAGGAUCCGACGCACCGUCAAGUUCCUGUGUGCUGUGGCCCGUGGCGUGCCCGUCGUCACCACCGAUUGGCUGGAUAAGUGUGGUAAGGUGGGUAGUUUCCUACCUACUGAUAGGUACCUGGUGAAGGACAGGGAGCAGGAGAACAAGUUCAGCUUCUGUCUGGAGGAAUCACUGAGGACCGCCAGCACCCAACCUCUACUACAGGGUUAUGAGGUCCAUGUGACCAGGUCAGUGUUGCCAGAGCCAGCCCAGAUGAAGGACAUCAUCGUCUGUAGCGGAGCUCACUUCCUCUCCAAGAUGCCCUCCACUCAGAAGGCCCGGACCCUAGUGAUAUCGUGUGGGGAGGACUGGUCUCUCUGUGCUCCUGCUCUCUCUGCUUCUCUCCCUGUCCUCAGUGCUGAGAUCCUGCUAACUGGUAUAUUACAGCAGAGAGUGGACCUGGUAACCCAUGUCCUCUCAGCCCCCAAACCCAGGGUCCAGCCAGUAGCCAAAGGCCAGGCCAGUGGCAGGAAGAGAACGUAACAGAAAAACAAAAUUCCCCUGGGUGGUAUUCAUUAGUGCAUACUGUAGCAAAACAUUAUGCAACAGAAAACGAAAACUAGUAUUGGACAAGUUACAUUUACAUUACAUUUUAGUCAUUUAGCAGACGCUCUUAUCCAGAGCGACUUACAGUAGUGAAUGCAUACAUUUCAUGAAUAAUUAAAAAAAAAAUGUUGUACUGGCCCCCCGUGGGAAUCGAACCCACAACCCUGGCGUUGCACACACCAUGCUGGCGUUGCAAACACCAUGCUCUACCAACUGAGCCACAGGUUCAGGUAAUCCCUCCCUGUUUUAGUCUGUUUUCUUCCUAUAGGUGAAUAUGACCCUGUCUACAAGGCCAGGGAGAAGGCAUUACAGUUUCAGAGAAGACCGCAGACAGAUGGUUUGUGUGUGUGUGUGAUGGCAUGCAGCACCCACCUCCACCUGUAUAGAGAACAGUAGCAGGUCCAGGCCACAGAGGAGUGGUAACUACAGUAUUACUCCCCUGGAGGGGCAUGAGACCAUUAGACACCUGAGAGAGGGGAGAAUGAGGAUUCGGCUGUACAAGAGACAAAUGGCAGCAUCCCAAAUGGGACCCUAUUGCCUACUUUUGAAGAGAGCCCUGCACUAUAUAGGGAAUAGGGUGCUAUUUGGGACACCAACGUAAAAGGCUGGUGAGAGGAGACAUCCACCUGUAUGACCAACUAGACUAGAUAGUUCAGAAUGUAUUCACUCCGAUAA